AUGGUGCUCGACUACAGUAAAUGGGACGCCUUGGAGCUGUCCGACGAUUCGGACAUCGAAGUGCACCCCAAUGUGGACAAGCGCUCGUUCAUUCGCGCAAAGCAGAACCAAAUCCAUCAACAACGGAUGCAGCGUCGCCACGAGAUCGAAACGCUCAAGUAUGAACGAAUAAUCAAUGAUGGUCUUCUCGAACGCAUCGACAAGCUUCUCGGCGCUCUUCGCCAGCAUGAAGAUUCGAGUCGGAAUCCUGAGGAGCUUGUUUUCCAGUCACUGAUUGAAUCUGCUGGGGACCCAGCUAAGGAUCAACCUCCCGCGCCACCUGCUGGUAUCUACACCCAUGAGAAAGAGCAGCCAAAGUACUCGCAAAUGAUGAGCUCGCUGGUUGAUCAGGUUAAGAAGGAAAUCACAGAGUCCAAGUCAGAGAAUGGUUUCAAGGCGUAUAUUACGGGAGUUCAAGGGCACAAGGACAAAGUUCUAGCUCUUCAGCAAGAAUUACUACAGAAGCUGACGGAGCUUGAAAAGGAAGAAGCAAGCAAGAUUACCAGUGACAGCAUACGCACUGGAUUUGAUAGCUCAUUUGUCGCCAAAUCGGAUCCAAAGCCAAAGGGAAAGACUACCGAAACAAAGGUAGAGCUUCUCAAUUCACCGUCAGUUGCCACCAAUCAGGGUGCCGUGGCACCAUCAUCAGGCGCCGAAGCGGAUGUAGAAGAUGACGAUGACGAAGAGGUAGAUAUUAAAGUCAGUGACUUAGCUAAGAAGCUUGCCAAGAUACCUAUGACGGAUUACAAAGCAUUAUUCCAAUUCAUAUCGGCUAAUCCUGAUGUCGUUGCGGAGAAAGAGACGGAUGGAUUACUAGUCGAGGCUUUCAAUAGCCAGAUGGAUGGGAAAGCUGAAUAUGCUCGUCAAUGUGUACACCACGGUCUGUUACUGCAGUAUUGCCGCUCAUUAGGCCGAGAUGGUAUUUCGCUUUUCUUCAAGAGAAUCACAACAAAAGACCACCAAGCCGCCACAUUAUUCAGAAACGACGUAAACGAGACCUACAACAAAAUCAAAAUCCGCGCCGCAGAACUAGCCAAGAACAGAAGCCCCGAAAAUGACCCAGCCGGCGUCGAACAAAUCCAACUCCAUGCCGUCGACCCAAACACUCAAAUCAAUAUCAGCAUCCCGCCAGCCGACAGCACCAAUCCCGAAGAAAUCGAAGCCCGCAAGAUCUUUGAUUCUUUCCCUCCAGGCUUACAACGAGCACUGCAGUCAGCAUCCCUGGAUGAAGUAAACAAAGUGCUUGGUAAAAUGAGCGUUGAGGAAGCUGAAGAGAUUGUCGAGAAGUUAGGGGAAGGUGGUAUGUUGAGUGUUGAAGAAGGGAUUGUGGAUGCUACGACGGAAGAAGGGAGGAAGAAGCUUGAGGAGAUUGAGGCGGAGGGCAAGAGGGAGAGAGAAAUUGAGGAGAUUGGGGAGCCAGCUGAGGAUCAGUUAGACUAA
This is a messenger RNA of Talaromyces marneffei, 1479 nucleotides long. RefSeq lists its product as uncharacterized. Lineage: Eukaryota; Fungi; Ascomycota; Eurotiomycetes; Eurotiales; Trichocomaceae. Gene Ontology annotation, molecular function: protein-folding chaperone binding; heat shock protein binding; protein kinase binding. Gene Ontology annotation, biological process: protein stabilization; protein folding. The record is from RefSeq and is a predicted model, not a curated record. The transcript is spliced from 2 exons. Gene Ontology annotation, cellular component: cytoplasm. Bases 1 to 1479 code for a protein of 492 amino acids.